CGAAGCUUACCCUUGUCUUGACAUUAGUUCUCAUUUUUCGAAUAGAAUACAAGUCUAGAACUUGUCACUUUUAUGUUGGUUUUGUAAGCACUCUAGCUCUGUGUUGCAAUCUCAUUAGUAUCAUUAGCAAAAUUAUGGGGUUACUUAGCAGGACAGGGCCAUCUGGGUUCUCAGCCUCUUCCACAGCAGAGGAAGUUACUCAAGGGAUUGAUGGAACUGGUCUUACCGCCAUCGUUACAGGAACCACAAGCGGUCUUGGUUUAGAGACAUCGCACGUUCUUGCAUUGCGUGGUGUCCAUGUAGUUAUGGCAGUAAGGAACACAAAUGCAGGGGAAAAUGUCAAAGAAGCAAUCCUACGUUCCAGUUCUACGUACGAUUUACCAAUUCACGUGUACGUUACAUUAACCAUCUAAUUUGGAGCUUAGUUUUCAUCUCACAAUAUUUUGCUGGAGACUAUGAAAGGCACAUCGCGCAGCGCAAUAGGGAUGAAUUGUUACUGCAUCAACACUAGGUCACAUAUUUUGAAGGAGUUCGUUAAUUAUUGAUGAAGUAUUCAAGGUAAUUUAAUCAUUCAUUAACUAAGCCGGCCAAUGUAAAAGAACCUGGAGUAUUUCCAAUUUGAAAUCUUGUUGGACUAGACACUGGAGUAAACAUGCAGACAACAAGAAAGGAGGAAAUGUGAAGCAAUAUCCUCAUUUAUAUAAAGAGGCCGGCCAACAUGAUUUGCUUACUGGCAUAAAGCAAAGAAUAAGCUCAUACUUAGAGUAAGACAAGGACUGAAUCUAAAUUUCGACCAAGACAACAGAGACCGAAAAUAUGUUCAACUCUUUCUAACAGCAAGAAAGGACCAUCUGGAUUUUCUGCUUUUUCGACAGCAGAGGAGGUUACUCAUGGGAUUGACGGAACUGGUCUUACUGCCGUAGUCACAGGAGCUUCAAGUGGUAUUGGCGUAGAGACAUCACAUGUCCUUGCUUUGCGUGGUGUCCAUGUAGUUAUGGCAGUAAGGAACAUUGAUGCUGGGAAUAAUGUUAAAGAAGCAAUACUUAAGGACAUUCCCACUGCUAAAAUUGAUAUCAUGGAAUUAGACCUCAGCUCUUUAGCAUCUGUAACAAAAUUUGCAGCGGACUAUAAUUCUAAAGGCCUUCCACUGAACAUCCUUAUUAACAAUGCAGGGGUUAUGGCAACUCCAUUCAAGCUUUCUCAAGAUAACAUAGAACUUCAGUUUGCUACGAACCAUUUAGGUCAUUUUCUCCUCACAAAUCUUCUCUUGGAGACAAUGAAACACACAUCGCGAGAGAGCAGAAUAGAAGGAAGAGUUGUUAAUGUAGCAUCUUUAGGCCAUAAAUUUGGGUAUCCGGAAGGAAUUGUUUUCGAUGAAAUCAAUGAUGAAUCAAGGUACAACAAAUAUCGUGCAUAUAACCAAUCCAAGCUUGCUAACAUAUUACAUGCUAAUGAGCUUGCAAGGCGUUUAAAGGAAGAAGGUGUGGAGAUAACUGCUAAUUCUCUUCAUCCCGGAGAUAUUUACACAAAUCUUUUACGCAAUGUUCAUAGCUUUUUUCAAUGUUUUUUUAAGACGCUGUCCCUGCUGGGUAUAUUUAUGUCAAAAACCGUUGAGCAGGGAGCGGCGACAACAUGCUUUGUGUCACUUCAUCCACAAGUAAAGGGAGUAAGCGGGGAAUACUUUUCAGGGUGCAACAUCACCAAACCGAGCUCUCAGGCAAAAGAUGGAGAUGUGGCCAAGAAACUCUGGGAAUUUAGCUUGAGUUUGACCGAUCGAAAGUGUACUAAUACGAGGUUAUUUUAGUGUGUUCGAUGGUUCAUCUUCACAUUUGUACUGUAUUUGUAAUUCAAAACCAGUUUGGACUAGGAAGUUAAGUAACAUGAAAUGUAGUAGUCCUCAUUCCAUAAAGA
Molecule: messenger RNA, 1911 nt
Organism: Rosa rugosa (rugosa rose)
Lineage: Eukaryota; Viridiplantae; Streptophyta; Magnoliopsida; Rosales; Rosaceae
Product: short-chain dehydrogenase TIC 32, chloroplastic-like
Exons: 10
Coding region: 995-1804 (269 amino acids)
Source: RefSeq, a predicted model, not a curated record